CUUAUGAGAGUAGAUUCAGAGAAUAUUACUCGUACACGUAACAAUGAACAUGGCCAUAUAAGCACAACAAUAAAGCCAGAAAGGAAUUCAGAAAUCUCAUCGUCACAAAAUUUCUUGCAACCCUUCCCAACAGAAAACAAAUCCAAAAGCAUCUAAGUAAAGGGCAUUGAGAGUAUGGCAGAUAGUUCAGUAUCAUUUUUACUGGACAAGCUUACUUCCUUGCUUCAAGAAGAAGUGAAUCUACAGAUAGGGGUUCGUGAAGAUGUUCAGUACAUCAAAGAUGAACUUGAACGCCACAAGGCCAUCUUAAGGGUGGCUGAUUCUCUGGAAGACAAAGACCCUGAACUCAAAGCAUGGGUUAAAAGAGUAAGAGAUAUCGCUCACGACAUGGAAGAUUCUAUAGAUGAAUUCAAUCUUCACCUUGUUGAUCCACAUGGGCAAGGCAACAAUUCAUUUCAUAAGAUUGCUUUUGGCAUUAAGACCGUGAAAGCCCGGCAUAGAAUUGCUUCAGACAUACAAAGUAUCAAAUCCAAAGUGGAAAUUAUCUCCCAGGGACGUCCUAGCAUAACUGGAAUAGGCUCAAGCUCGAGUCAAUGGCUAUCAUCAAGACUUGACAGCCAAGGAGAUGCACUUCUGCUAGAAGAAGCUGAUUUAGUGGGUAUUGAGAAGCCCAAAAAGCAACUUGGUGAUUUGCUUUGCAAUGAUGAACCAGGUAGGGCUGUGAUUCCCAUUUGUGGAAUGGGAGGGUUAGGGAAAACUACAUUGGCAAAACAAGUCUACGAUGACCCAAAAGUGAAGAAGCGUUUCAGGAUUCAUGCUUGGGUUAAUGUUUCUCAAUCUUUCAAAUUAGAAGAGCUCCUGAAAGACUUGGUUCAACAGCUCCAUAAUGUCAUUGGCAAACCAGCUCCGGAAGCAGUUGGAGAAAUGAACAGUGACAGGCUUAAAGAGGUGAUUAAGAACUUGCUUCAGAGCAGCAGGUACCUCAUAGUGCUGGAUGAUGUAUGGCAUGUCAAGGUAUGGGAUUCUGUCAAACUUGCAUUGCCUAAUAACGACCGUGGCAGCAGAGUCAUGCUUACCACACGGAAGAAAGAUAUAGCUUUGUAUUCCUGUGCCCAAUUGGGUAAGGACUUCAACCUUGAAUUCUUACCCGAGAGAGAAGCUUGGUCUCUUUUUUGUAGGAAAACGUUUCAGGGUAACUCAUGCCCUCCUCAUCUGGAACAAGUUUGCAUGAAUGUCUUAAAGAUGUGUGGGGGGUUGCCACUAGCAAUUGUGGCGAUCAGUGGUGCUUUGGCUACAAGAAGCAGGGCAAACAUAGAAGAGUGGCAGAUGGUUUGCACUAGUUUUGGGUCUGAAAUCGAAGGCAACGACAAACUGGAGGAUAUGAAGAAAGUCCUUUCCCUAAGUUUCAACGAGUUGCCUUAUUACCUUAAAUCCUGUCUAUUGUAUUUAAGCAUCUUCCCAGAAUUUCAUGCCAUUGAGCGUAUGAGAUUGAUUCGGCUGUGGAUAGCUGAAGGGUUUGUCAAUGGAGAAGAUGGAAAGACACUAGAGGAAGUUGCAGACAGUUACCUCAAGGAGCUAAUCAACAGAAGUCUGCUGCAAGUGGUAGCAAAAACCAGUGAUGGCAGGGUGAAGACUUGUCGCAUGCAUGACCUUCUAAGGGAGAUUGUCAAUUUGAAGUUAAAGGAUCAGAACUUUGCAACAAUAGCCAAAGAACAAGACAUAAUCUGGCCAGACAAAGUUCGACGCCUAUCAAUCAUAAACACGUUGCAUAAUGUACGACAAAACAAGACCAUAUUCCAACUUCGGUCUCUGCUGAUGUUUGCUUUAUCAGAUCCACUAGAGCAUUUCUCUAUACAUGCGUUAUGUUCCACUGGUUUUAAGUUACUGAGGGUGUUAGAUUUGCAGGAUGCACCUUUGGAGGUUUUUCCUACUGAAAUUGUCAACCUUUACCUUCUCAAGUAUCUAAGCUUGAAGAAUACAAAGGUGAAAAAUAUUCCGGGUUCAAUUAAGAAACUACAGAACUUAGAGACAUUAGAUCUUAAACAUUCCUAUGUCACUGAAUUGCCAGUUGAAAUUGUGGAGCUGCAACGAUUACGCCAUCUCUUGGUGUAUCGAUACGAGAUUGAAUCCUAUGCAUAUUUCCAUUCAAGGUAUGGCUUCAAGGUGGCUGCUCCAAUUGGACAAAUGCAAUAUUUGCAAAAGCUAUGUUUCAUAGAGGUAGACCAAGGAAGUAAAGCUUUGAUGAUUGAGUUAGGAAAACUUACUCAACUGAGGAGGCUUGGCAUUAGAAAGAUGAGGCAAGAAGAUGGAGCUGCUUUGUGUUCAUCCAUUGAGAAGAUGAUCAAUCUCCGAUCAUUGUCCAUAACUGCAAUUGAAGAUGAUGAAAUAAUUGAUAUUCACAACAUUUCAAGGCCACCUCAGUUUCUUCAGCAGUUAUACCUGAGUGGACGGUUAGAGAAGUUUCCUCACUGGAUAAGUUCUCUCAAGAAUUUGGUGAAGGUGUUUCUAAAAUGGAGCCGGUUAGAGGAGGAUCCUCUGGUACAUCUUCAAGAUUUGCCAAACCUAAGACAUGUUGAGUUUCUUCAAGUUUAUGUUGGCGAGACAAUGCAUUUCAAGGCUAAGGGAUUUCCAAGUCUGAAGGUGUUGGGUCUUGAUGAUAUAAAAGGAUUGAAAUCUAUGAUUGUGGACGAGGGAGCAAUGCCUGGUCUCAAAAAUCUCAUCAUCCAGCGCUGUGAUUUACUGAAGCAGGUACCAUUAGGCAUUGAACAUUUAACUAAACUAAAAACGAUAGAGUUUUUUGAUAUGCCUGAAGAAUUGAUUGCAACACUGCGUCCAAGUGGAGGCGAGGAUUAUUGGAGAGUGCAACAUGUCCCAGUAGUUUAUUCUACGUAUUGGAGGGAUGGUGGUUGGGAUGUCUACUCAUUAGAGACUUUAGGUGAGAGAGAGAGUGAUUCCAGUCAUAGCGCUGCAAUCCGAAGUCUUGAACGUCGUAUGCUCUGGAAGGUUUAACUUGGUUUUCAUUUUUUUUAACACACUUCAUAUGCUACUGAUGCCAAAUUUUUGUUUUACAUCAGAUUGCAUACGUAAGUGAUGGCAUUUUUUUAAUAUUCCAUCAGAUAGUAUGCGUAAGUGAUUGUGAUCUGUAACUACUAAAUAAAUCAGGAAGCAUGAUUUGUUUCUUUAAUUCUGAUGUUACUGAAUAAAAAUGUUUAAUAUUUUGGUUUACCAACGCAUCCAUUAUAUGUUC
This is a messenger RNA of Abrus precatorius (Indian licorice), 3247 nucleotides long. Its product is annotated as disease resistance protein RPM1-like. Gene Ontology annotation, biological process: defense response to other organism. The record is from RefSeq and is a predicted model, not a curated record. Gene Ontology annotation, molecular function: ADP binding. Bases 175 to 3009 code for a protein of 944 amino acids. Lineage: Eukaryota; Viridiplantae; Streptophyta; Magnoliopsida; Fabales; Fabaceae. The transcript has a single exon.